Messenger RNA from Cavia porcellus (domestic guinea pig), 4956 nucleotides. It is a transcript of the gene Inka2, whose product is annotated as inka box actin regulator 2. Lineage: Eukaryota; Metazoa; Chordata; Mammalia; Rodentia; Caviidae. The record is from RefSeq and is a predicted model, not a curated record. The coding region runs from base 574 to 1512 and encodes 312 amino acids. Gene Ontology annotation, cellular component: nucleus. Gene Ontology annotation, molecular function: protein serine/threonine kinase inhibitor activity; protein kinase binding. The transcript has 4 exons.
UUCCCUCCGCCCCCGGCAUCGGCAGCGCGCGGCGAGCCGCCGGGACUCAGCUCCGAAUCCGGAGCUAGGAGCAAAAGUAAAAGCUCAGCUUGGCUCUGCCGGGGUUGCGGGAGCGCACAUGCGGGGCGCAGAGACCGCCCAGCGCUCGGUUCUCAGUGGGCUCGGUGUUCCCACUCGAGGAUUCGCCCGUGGAGCCGUGCCCGGCAAAUGGGCGCAUGAGGAAAGAGAACAGAGAGAUGGACUGCUAUUUGCGUCGCCUCAAACAGGAGCUGAGGGAGGGCAUCAGGUGCACAAUACAGACCUGGAUCCAGAAAGUGCCAGCUCAUGGCUGUCCAGAUUCCAUGACAGCUUUCCACUUCUGCCUGCAAAGGCUCUACUCUUCCUGCUUGGGAGGGAACUUAACACUGGUUUAGUGCCAGCUUUGGAGGGGAGUGAGGACUGAGCUUUAAGUGGCAGGUGUUCUCAUUGAUACUUCCUGAUCCAGUCACCCUGGCACUCUUCCUGUCUGCCUUCUCAGUGUCCAGUACCAGGAAAGGAAGAUGAGACCAUCACAGUAUCUGAGGUCCAAAGCCCAUGCUGCAAAAAGAAACUAAUAGAAUCCUCCUCUUUGUGCUUGGAAUAAGGAACCACGCCACCCACAUCAGGAUCUGCCUAAAUGGAGUACUUAUAUCCAUGAAGGAAGUGGGUGAUGGCUUACAGGAUCAGAUGAACUGCAUGAUGGGUGCACUGCAAGAACUGAAGCUCCUACAGGUACAGACGGCGUUGGAACAGCUGGACAUCUCUGGCGGGAGUCCUGUACCAGUCUCCCUCGAAAGUCCCCGGACACAGCCCAAGUGGUCUCACUGGGAAGGUGGCAGAGAUCUGGCUAGGCCUGUGGCCUGCUCCUCCCCCUCCAGCCAUCCUGCUCUUGGCAACAGCACCAAGUUUCCAAGCCAUAGGAGUGUCUGUGGGCGGGAUCCCAGCCCCCUCUCCAGGCCACAGCUGCAAGAGCACCAAAGCUGUACCCAGCAGGGGCCAGAGUGGGUGGAACCAGAUGACUGGACCUCCACCUUGAUGUCCAGAGGCAGGAAUCGGCAGCCGCUGGUAUUAGGGGACAAUGUUUUUGCAGACCUGGUAGGCAACUGGCUAGACUUACCAGAACUGGAAAAGGGUGGGGAGAAGGGUGAGACUGGAGGGGCAGGUGAGCCCAAAGGAGAGAAAGGCCAGCCCCGGGAGCUGGGUCGAAAGUUUGCUCUAACAGCAAAUAUUUUUAGGAAGUUCUUGCGUAGUGUGCGGCCUGACCGAGACAGGCUGCUGAAGGAGAAGCCAGGCUGGGUGACACCCAUGGUCUCUGAAUCCCGGGCUGGACGCUCCCAGAAGGCCAAAAAGUGGAGCCAUUCCAAGGGCUCUGGACGUUUCCCCUUCCCAAAUGCAGGGGAGCCCAGACAAGGGGAAAAUCCUCCCACAAACAGCCCCAAGGGCAUGGAACCUUCACCCUCAGGCUUUGAUAUUAACACGGCUGUUUGGGUCUGAAUCCUAGAGGGAAAGAUGAAUGAACCCAAAAGACCAGUCCCUGUGCUGGGCCCCUGGGGAGGAGGGGGGCGGGUGUGUGGCUGUCAGAAGCCCAAAUCCAAGUUCCUUUCCUUCAGAAAGGAGGGGGAGGCCAGAGUUCUGGGGCAGGGCUGACUGGAAUGCAGUUGGGAGAGGCUGUCACAGGGUUGGCAGGGGGGAGGAGGGACAGCUCCAAGGAAAAAUGUGUGUGUUGUGCUUAUUUGGGGGCUUCAGGUGACAGUAGUGGAGGCACAGGGUGAUCAAAAGGUCCUUCUGACAUUCCUCCACUGCCCUCAAAGAUCUCAAGUGAACAUUAUGUGUGGAAAAUGGCACUGGGGCUCCCAAUAAUGACCUGUCUCUGAUACUCCCAACUUUAUAGCUGCUCCUUCCCUGGCAAGGCAUGGCUGCAGGCAUGGAGACUGAAGCCCAGAUCUGCUAUCUGCUCUCUGGAGGUCAGGGCAGCCAGGGGAAUCCCCAUCCUCAUACUACUUCCACGUUGCCAUAGAUUUGAGCCACUCCAGGGUCCUGGGCAAUGGGCUGAAUAAAGAGGGCAGUGUAUGCUGAGUAGUGGGAAAAGUUAGGAAACCCCUCCUGUGUUACGUGUGGGGAUAGAUGUACAGCACUCUGCACACUCAAAAGCCUUCUUAUAAAUGGGCAAGCAAGGCAGGCAGCAUCAGUUACACUACCUGUGCUAAAACACUGCGGGCAGGUGGGAAGUGGGGGUGUUGGGGAGUGCCCACAGGGAACGUGCUGGAGCCUGGAAUUAAACACACUGCCCCUACUCCAGCAGCUCUGAGAGCCUCUGCUCAGGGCCCAAUCUCUUGCACCUUCUAGGGCAGAACACGUAAUUUCACCAGCAGGGUGAAGGUGAGCCAACUCUUUAAUCCUAGUUCCAUUGUUCAGCCCCUCCACCCUAGGCUCAACACUAGCCUUCACGAAUAGAGUCAGCAGGGGAGCCUAGCAAUGGAUGCUCCCACACAGAGGCAGCCAAUCCUCCUAAAACAGCUCCAGGGAACCGGACAGUGGAGCUCAGCAAGACAGCUCAGAGGUCUAGGUCCUAUCCCGGGGCUUUCCCUUUGGGUUGAGCCCGUGAGGGGCUCUUGCUCCUCCUCCCCUAACAGCGAGCAGCCGAGCAGCCGCUCAGCCUGAUGCAGGUGACAGCUGCAAUUAGAGGCUUGAUGCCUUCCCUCCUCAGAGCAUUGAGAGCAAACAGAAGAAGGGAAAUAACAAGGAAGACUGCUGCUUUGCAGUCUAGACUGCCAGGGGGUGGUGAUUAGAUUAGAGGGGGAUUAGAGCUGGAGUUGGGUGUGGGGAAACAAAGGCCUCUUUUUUGAGAAUUCAUUAUUUGAUAGGCAAUGUGGACACUUUCAAACUGGGAAUGACCCUAGAGGGUAUUGUAUUCCAGGUGCACCAAGGGAGGCUCAUAGGGGUCACUCAAGCUGCCCAGCUAGCAAAUGAAAGCACCAAAGUUUGAGCCAGAGGGUUAUCUAGCACCUAUAGCUCUCCCCUUUCCUACUUCAUUGCUUUGAGUUUGCCAAAUACGCUCUCUGGAGGUGCCCAUCCCACAUGUCUCCCUGGAGAACUCUUGACAGUUCAGGUCCUGGUAUGGGAAGUCGGCUGUGACUGCCUCUGGCGGUGGUGGUGGUGGUGAUGUGAUUGUGAGCAGACUAUACAUGUGAAGAUUCCUCACAUGUUCUUGGUCCCUGAGAAGGGGGGACCAUUCGGCAAAUUAUUCAAGAUGACACCAGUUUUGAGUCUGGAAUGAUUCUACAGAAAACCAAGCCACGGGUGACUCAUCUGUUCAUGGACUGGUCAUGGCAGUAAACAAAACUUUACAGAUACCUCCCAGUGCCUGGCAUUGUGAUUGGAACUAAGAACAGUAUGAUGAAAAGGACCCACCAUCUGACCUCAAGAGGAUCCAAUAAAAAAGAAAAUUCUUAUUAACCUUCACUUAGAUGGACUCCAAGGAACUGAAAACUUAUUUUAACUUGAGUCAUAACAAUUUAGAAGUGAUAUUUUCUGCCAGCAUAGGUGCCAGGAGCCUUUCUACAUUAGUGUUCUUAUAGCUUUUUCACUGUACCCUAGAAGUGGUUGCUCUUAUGAUUACCUUACAUGGAUAGGCCCAGAGAAGGUAAGGAACGUAUCCAAGGUCACAUAAGGGCAGAUCAGGACUGAAACGGUUCCACUGGCUUGCAAUCUUGUGCUUUCCACCUUACUCUACAAUAUGUCCAUUUAUCUGCCCCACAAUCAAAUCAAGAACAAAACCUGCCUUCUCCGUAUCAUCCAACUGCAUGGAUAACACCUGGCAUACUGACUGUCCAGUGUAGCAAUUCUGCUUGGAUCUUGACAGGGCUGAUGUUAUGCCCCAGUCACCACAUUAUGCUUUGUUAAAGAAAGAUUCUGGUAAUCCACCCUCCUAUAUUUUUAACUUUUCUGUCCCCUUAUGGGCUCCUGCUGUGAUGGUGAUGGAGACCAUUAUUUUGCUGAAGCUGAGUGCAGAGAUAAAUGGGAAUACAUAGGGCCUAAGAUGAGGGAAGAGUGGGGAGCAGGAGGCAGUAGGUACCGUGAAAGUGAAGUACAGAGAAACUAGCAGCUUAAUUCUGCCUCUAGGGCUCAUUUUAUGGUUAAUUAGGACGUGCAAAUGAACUGGAAGCUCAUUUAAUUCCUUCCCUAGCAUGCAGCUCCACCCUAAACCUGGCCCACUUCGCUGACAGGUAUGGGGGACCCUGAUUGGCCCAGGCCUCUGCUCAGGGCUCUACCUGCUUCUUUGUGACACCCCUGGCCAGUGUCUACAGAUGUUCCCCAGCCUCAGCAGGAAAUGGAGAGUCCCUGCUGGGCACAGUUGGUCUGUCUAGCCUCCCACUUUUCAUUUCCAACCUUUCAAAUUGAAACCUCUUUCCCUUGCUUAGACACUUUAAGACCCUGCACCCUAACCCUUUCAGGGUGAUCUCUGAAAUCAAAACUGCCAUGAGGGACAGAAACCUGGUUAAGCUUUGUCCUACUGGAUCCCUGCCUGCUCCCUAGAGCCCUGGAGACAGGGGCUCUUAUUCUUUCCCACAUUAAGAGAAAAGCAGGAGCCCAGCCUGUCUCAGAAACGAGCUGUCUCUAGCUUUUCCCAGAACAGAGCUCCCCACUCAUGGUAGUUAGGGAACUUCUACCCAUUUUUUGAUAUGAGCACUGAAUGGUGGAGUGUGACAGGUUUUGAGACCCAUUUCUGUCACUGUGUGAACUUCAGCAUACUGUUUGACCUUUCUGACCCUCGAUUUUCUCAUCCCUGAAACAGAAAUGCCGGGAAGUUUACAAGACUGUGAACCUAGGAGGCAGGUAUACUGCCUGGGGUAGGAAAGCUCCAAAGUCUGUAUUUUCCACCUCAGCACUAACCAUGAGACUCAAGGCACACUGCUAAAAAUAAAGUGCAUUCUCCAA